AGCCAAGGAGUGGAGCAUGAGAGGAGCUGUUGUACCUGCUGCUCUCACUGCUCAAAUAUUAACAACGGGUUUCUGGGAACCGAUGCCGCUGCUCUGGGACAAGCCCAAACUGUGGAGGCAGCCGGGCUCAGUGGUUUGUGGCAGUUUGCCGCUGCUGCUUGGAGGCACCGCUGCUUCUAAUUGUCUGAUGGAAGCGGAGGUCAUAGAGCCUGAUCCACAGGCGAUGGAGCUCAUGGGCAUGACGCCGCCGGGGACACACUCGGAGGUAAACGGAGACUUGCCGGGUACCCCAUACCUGAGGGACGGGAUGGUGGACGUGAUGGAGAGUCCGGCGAGCGAGCCUGUUGUGCUGCAGUAUCCUGCUGAGUACAGCCACGAGUAUGGGGAGAAGAUGCCGUUCCACCACGUGACGGCAGGCCUGCUCUACAAGGGGAACUACCUGAGCCGCUCGCUGUCGGACAGUGACAGCGAUGUGCUGGCCAGCAUAUCCGUGGAGGAGCUUCAUGAGAUCCGGGAGGCGUUUAAGGUGCUGGAUCGUGACGGGAACGGGUUCAUUUCCAAACAGGAGCUAGGUAUGGCCAUGCGCUCUCUGGGCUACAUGCCUAGUGAGGUGGAGCUGGCCAUCAUCAUGCAGAGACUAGACAUGGAUGGUGAUGGACAAGUUGAUUUUGAGGAGUUUAUGACGAUCCUUGGACCCAAACUCCUGUCGUCUGAAACGAGAGAAGGCUUCCUGGGCAGCACAAUAGAUACCAUCUUCUGGCAGUUCGACAUGCAAAGAAUCACUCUGGAGGAGCUGAAACACAUCCUGUUUUACGCCUUCCGCGACCACCUCACCAUGAAGGACAUUGAAAACAUCAUCAUCAACGAGGAAGAGAGCCUGAAGGAAAACUCUGGGAACUGUCAGACAGAGUUUGAGGGAGUUCACCCUUCAAAGAAGAACCGUCAGACGUGCGUGAGGAAGAGUCUCAUCUGCGCUUUUGCCAUGGCAUUCAUUAUCAGCGUCAUGCUCAUCGCGGCCAAUCAGAUGCUGAGGAACGGCAUGGAGUAGCUGCACCCACUGUGAGCGGGGGAACAAGCCAGCCUGCAUGUGCAUGCCAGUGGGUGUGGUCAUUUCCCUGUUGAUAGGAAAAGAACUACAAGGAAUAACACUUAAAAUAACCAUCGACAAAGUCCAUUUUAAAAAUUACUCUUAGUUUUUUGAAACGAGUGGCGUCUCACCACCUGACAUCCAAUGAAACUGUGAAGCCAGCAUGAGGAGUCAUGCAGGACUCCUCCCCCUUUACUCUGUCAGGGACAUUCAAGGGCUGACAUUACACAUAAUACUCUGUUGUGUCUGUUUCCCUGAUGCAAUAAAAAAAUUGAGUGCAGGAGAUCAGAGCUGCUUGCUUUUCCAAGCAGGCCAGAUGUGACUGGAGAUGUGUCACCCACCAGGAGUCUGAUGAGCUACCAAGGCUGCAGUCUGGGCCCUGAAAGGGAAUUAGAGAAAGGGAACAAUUGCCGUCUUAUUAUAGUUCCUGGAAGCAUGAUGGCAGUCCUCGCUGCCACUCAAGCUGAAGGAUCUGAACGCGUCAGGCCACAGCUCCUGCAGCUCCCAGGGUGCUACGAUACUCCAGCUCUCCGACUUUCUAUUUUCAACUACUGCGUCUGUGAGCUGAAGUGCUGGCAUCAGUUCAUCAGCCCCAUAAACCAAGCAGUCAAGUGAACAAAAUGUUAAAUGGUAACUCCAGAAGUGGUGUUUUGCCCUUCUGAUAUUCAUGAAUAAACACAGAAGCUCUGGAAGUUUGGUUUUAGAUUGCCUCUUUCUCCUCACCACUGUUGGGUGAACACUGUUCAAGGUGCAAAGAAAAGAUUUCUGUGUCCUAUUAAAAGGAAAAAAAAAUCCACCAUUUCAAUGAUCAAACUGUUAUAUUUCAUCUCUCGGUGGUGUUCAGUGCACUCCAGGAGUUAUUUUGCAAGGUGAUUGAGUUCAACUUUCUCUCAGUCAGCAUUCUUUCUGCCUCAAUUGGUUAUUUCCUAUGUUUCCCAAAAUGACUUUGGACAACCCCCCAGAUAGCAAGUGUGAAACUAUUGCAUUCAAAGACAAUCGUAAGAGCAAAAUAGCAAGAGGUUUUCCAGUCAACAAAACCUUACUCUAAAUUCAGCAUGUCUUGUGGCUGUGAUGCAUUCUGGCUCCCUGACAGAUUUGAGAGACCUGUAUGUGUGUUGAUGCCAUUACGAAAUUAAGCUGAUACUUAAACAUUUUUCAUAUUAGUUUGAAAAUAUAUGUGAUACCACAUCAUCUGCGGUGGCCAGUCGUCCAUGGAAAUAAAAACAAUUACCUUAGGGAUCAAAGGCAUAUCACCACCAACACAGGAUUUAUCUUUUAACAGUGUUGAAGUGCUUCAGGGUGGAUUUUGUUUUUUCCUUCAAAUCCCAACAAAUAUAGUUAAUGAUUUACAGCGUAGUGCUGUGAAAAGUUGAAUCCCCUUUAGUUUCCUACAAAAGCUGUUGCGCUCAAAAACAACUCUAAAAUCAAAUCAUUUAAACUUUUUGCCUUUUGUCUGUUUUGUUUACUUUAUAUUAAGUUAUACUAUUUUCUUAAUGUAGGAUUUUUUAACAGUUUCAUAAAUUUCAAAUAUAACAUUAAAAUAAUAAAGUGUGCAAAACUAAGGCAGCAUUUGAUUUGUCCUCUAUUUUUUAUCAACAUUUCAUUUCUUAUGUUUUUUUUAUUAAACAUAUAACAUAUACAAAAACAACUCUUAAUCCAUUAAUGUGUGACUCUUUCUGUAACAUCUUAAAAAAUUGAAUUGAAUACAUCCUUCAACCAAAAUUCUGCAACGAUUUCUUACGCUAAAAGAAAACCGUGACAUGCAUACUUUUUUAUUUACUUUCUUUCAUUUUUUAAAAUAUGAAACUGUUCCCAUUUGUGUGAUAGAAGACAAUGCAAAGACCACAGAUGAAGAAUUUUGAACCAAGACAAAUUCUGUAAAAAAUUAGGGGCCUUGCAAGCUUUCUCACAGCACUGAAUGAUUUCAAGACACAUCUUGACUUGUUAAUUCUCGCUGAGGUCGGCUCUGAACUCCUGCACUGACUCUCAUCUCAACAUGUAAACCCAGCCAGGGGUCACAAACACCCAUGUUAUCAAGUGCAUGCGAUCAAGUCAGUGUGUUCUGUAAAUACUGUAACCCACGUCUGAAGUGUCUCAAGUGUCUGUUGAAGGUGUACAGUAUCCCUGAAUGUGCAUGACUGUCAGUGCUCUCUGCUCACUGGGGUUCAGAGGUGCAGGGAGGGAGAUCAGCAGAUAGAGAGGUACCUGCAUCAUUACAAACACAUCAGACGCAGGCGGCAAAUGCCCUUUCUGCUCCCUCUGAACACUCUUGCCAAAGCCAUAGAACUCCGCAGAGGUGGACCAGACAACACAAUAUAGAUGCUUUUCUCUGUUCCUACAUGGAAAUACAAGAUCAAUCUGGCAUUUUGUGGCAGACAUGUGUCCGUCAUGUCUGAUUUUAUUUGUCCUUGUUAUUGUUUUUGCACUGUACCUGUCAUCCAUUUUAGUGAAAUGACAAGGAGCGCUGUAUGUUUGUGUGAGAGUGCCAUCUAGAGGUCAAGUGAGUGCACAUUGUCCAUGUUGUCCCACUACAGUGUGUGUUGUUAGCAUUAUAUUCACAAUGUCUGGCAAUUGUUGAUCUUAAAUGUUAAAAUAUGACAAUUUCUAUUUAUUUAUGUAUGUAUGUAUGUAUGUAACAAUGUGUGUAUGUGUGUAUAGGUUGACUUUGAUCUACCAACACUGUGGGUAGAGCAUUACUUAUUUGAACACAGUGUAUUUAUAGGAAUAGAUUAGUUGCCUAUGGCAGAAAAAAGUCCUCUUGAAUUUGUAGAAGGUUUCAUUCACAGAUAAAUUACCAAUAUUACAUUUUGGAGACAGUCUAAAAAACCUUGUAGGUCACACUGGUUUUGAUUUCUUUUUAAUCUGAAAAAGUGACACUGAUUAAAAGAUUUUUUUCUUUUUUUCUUGCAGUAGUGGUGGACAUUUCCCACCAAAUUCACAGCUAACCACGGUUGGCAUGUAGGGGCGUGUAGUGUUUUAUCGUUAAUUUGUUCUUUGAGAAGAACUUUCUCUUUUAAAUUGUAUUUUCAUUUGUGUAUGUUUUUGGGGAUUUUAGUUACAGUUACUGUGGUUACAGUUUUACUGUAAACAAACUGUACCGGCCCCUGCAGAACGGUUGCAUGUCUAAAGAGGUUUUUUUGGAGGGGAAACACACAGUGUCUCUUUAGUAGCAUGGUGAUUGGAUCCCACAUGUUUUUGUUAUGUAACUUUGUAGAUAGCUAAUAACAUAGCAUAUGUAUUAGACAAGCACACACUAUACAUACUUUGCAUGUGCAAUAUUUAAACAUGUAGGCUAGCUAAAGACUUUGAGUUGUACUAUUUAUUAAAGUUAUAAUAAUUAUGAAAUUGUAAAUACAGAAAUCUGUACAAAAGUUAAAGGAUUAAGCAUUGAUACAAUAAAACAAUGUUUUUUAAA
Sander lucioperca (pikeperch) is the source of this 4502-nucleotide messenger RNA. It is a transcript of the gene caln1, whose product is annotated as calneuron 1. Bases 17 to 1048 code for a protein of 343 amino acids. NCBI's taxonomy places the organism in Eukaryota, Metazoa, Chordata, Actinopteri, Perciformes, Percidae. Gene Ontology annotation, molecular function: calcium ion binding. The record is from RefSeq and is a predicted model, not a curated record. The transcript has 6 exons.